AUGGUCUACCCAGACACGUUCGAGGGCUUCCAGAUCGAGGACCCCAAGCGCUGGACGGAUUUCAAGCUCAACAAGCUGACGCCAAAGCCGUUCGGGGACUUUGAUGUCGAUGUCAAGAUCCAGGCGUGCGGCGUCUGCGCGAGCGAUUUGCAUACCGUCUCUGGCGGGUGGGGAGAGCAGCAUUUCCCGCUGUGUGUUGGGCAUGAGAUUGUUGGUACGGCCCUCCGCGUUGGGCCUAAGGUCACCCUUGUCAAAGUCGGCCAGAGGGUGGGCGUGGGCGCUCAAUCGUACUCUUGCCUUGAUUGUAGACAGUGCAAGAAUGACAAUGAGACGUACUGUCGCCAUCAGCUGGACACGUACGGUGCGAAGUGGCCCGACACCGGGAUCAUCUCUCAGGGGGGAUACUCUUCUCACGUUCGCACGCAUGAGCACUGGGUCUUCCCCAUCCCCGACGGCCUCUCAACCGCAAAGGCAGCACCUAUGCUCUGCGCCGGCCUCACCGCCUACAGCCCGCUCGUCCGCAACGGCGCGGGUCCGGGCAAGAAGGUUGGCGUCGUCGGCAUGGGCGGCAUCGGUCACUUCGGGCUCCUAUUCUCCAAAGCGCUCGGUGCCGAGACGUGGGCCAUCUCCCGCACGCACUCCAAGGAAGCCGACGCCCUGAAGAUGGGCGCCGACGGCUUCCUGGCCACGGUCGACAGGGAAUGGAACAAGGAGCACGUCAUGACCUUUGACCUGAUCAUCUGCACGGCGAGCAGUACAGAGGGCAUGGAUCUAGGGGCGUACUUGCAGCUGCUGGACGUGCAUGGACGGUUCGUGAGUGUGGGCCUGCCGGAGGGGAGCGGGCAGGAGGUGAAGGCGCAGGAUUUCUUGAGUAAUGGGUGCUUGAUCGGGGCGAGCCAUCUUGGGAGUCGGAAGGAGACGUUGGCUAUGUUGCAGUUGGCGGUGGAGAAGGGAGUGGAGAGCUGGGUGGAAGAGAUUAAGAUUUCGAAGGAGGGGUUGAAGGAGGCGCUGACGAGGGUACACAACAAUGAUGUGAAAUACCGGUUUACGCUGACCGGGUAUGAGGAGAUGUUUGGUGCGUAG
Molecule: messenger RNA, 1083 nt
Organism: Drepanopeziza brunnea f. sp. 'multigermtubi' MB_m1
Lineage: Eukaryota; Fungi; Ascomycota; Leotiomycetes; Helotiales; Drepanopezizaceae
Biological process (GO): alcohol metabolic process
Molecular function (GO): zinc ion binding; alcohol dehydrogenase (NADP+) activity
Source: RefSeq, a predicted model, not a curated record